Molecule: messenger RNA, 2581 nt
Organism: Jaculus jaculus (lesser Egyptian jerboa)
Lineage: Eukaryota; Metazoa; Chordata; Mammalia; Rodentia; Dipodidae
Gene: Fstl4
Product: follistatin like 4
Exons: 16
Coding region: 53-2581 (842 amino acids)
Biological process (GO): cell differentiation; multicellular organism development; regulation of BMP signaling pathway
Molecular function (GO): calcium ion binding; protein binding
Source: RefSeq, a predicted model, not a curated record
AGUCCCGCCACCUGCUCCUCCGCUCGGCUCCGAUCGCCGCAGACUCAGCAACAUGAACCUGGGUUGCUUGUGGCUGCGCCUCAUGCUGCUGGGGGUCUCCCUGCCGACUGUGCUGGGAUGGAUGGACCAAGGAGCCGGCCGAAGCCCAGAUGUGGCCCCGGGAGAGUCGCAGGCAGAGGAAUCUAGAAGCUUUGGAGCCACAAGAAGAGAAGGGCUUCCGAGCCAAGGUCUACCGGCCUCCUGCGGGAAGAAACUCUGCAGCCGCGGGAGCCGGUGCGUGCUCAGCGCGGAGACGGGGCAGCCCACGUGCCGCUGCCUGGAGGCGUGCAGGCCCCGCUACGUGCCGGUGUGCGGCUCUGACGGGCGGCUCUACGAGAACCACUGUGAACUGCACCGCACGGCCUGUCUGCUGGGGAGGAGCAUUGUCAGCGUCUACAGCAAGGACUGCUUCCUCAGAGGUGGCACAUGCACCAUGGCUGGCUAUGCCCGCCUCAAGAAUGUCCUUCUAGCACUCCAGAGCCGCAGGCAGCCGCUCCAAAAGGGGGACAGCAGACAAGACCUCGCCUCCCAGAAGCGUCUCCUGGUGGAGUCUCUGUUUAAGGACUUGGAUAUGGACGGCAGCGGCCACCUCAGCAGCUCUGAACUGGCCCAGCACGUGCUGAAGGAGCGGGAGCUGGAUGGGGACUUGCUGGGGUGCUCGCCAAGUGACCUCCUGCGAUUUGAUGACUAUGACCGAGACAGCGCCGUGACCCUCCGUGAGUUCUACACAGCCUUCCAGGUGGUUCAGCUGAGCCUGGCCCCCAAGGACAGGGUCAGUGUGACCACAGUGACCGUGGGGCUGAGCACAGUGCUGACCUGCGCUAUCCAUGGACCCCUGAGGCCACCAAUCAUCUGGAAGCGCAACGGGCUCACCCUCAACUUCCUGGGCCUGGAAGACAUCAAUGACUUCGGAGAGGAUGACUCCCUGUACAUCACCAAGGUGACCACCAUCCACAUGGGUAACUACACCUGCCACGCCUUGGGCCACGAGCAGCUGUUCCAGACCCACGUCCUGCAGGUGAAUGUGCCUCCGGUCAUCCGCGUCUAUCCAGAGACCCAGGCGCAGGAGCCCGGGGUGGCAGCCAGCCUAAGAUGCCAUGCCGAGGGCAUUCCCAUGCCCAGAAUCACUUGGCUGAAAAAUGGCAUGGAUCUCUCAGCCCAGAUGUCCAAACAACUCUCACUCCUGGCCAACGGGAGCGAGCUCCACAUCGGCAGCGUUCGGUAUGAAGACACAGGGGCAUACACCUGCAUUGCCAAGAACGAAGUGGGUGUGGACGAAGAUAUCUCCUCUCUCUUCAUCGAGGACUCAGCUAGGAAGACCCUGGCGAACAUUCUGUGGCGGGAGGAAGGCCUCAGUGUGGGAAACAUGUUCUAUGUCUUCUCCGACGACGGCAUCGCUGUCAUCCACCCCGCGGACUGCGAGAUCCAGAGGCGUCUCAAACCCACGGAGAAGAUUUUCAUGAGCUACGAAGAAAUCUGUCCUGGAUGGGAAGGAGAUGCCACCCAGCCAUGCCAGUGGGCAUCCGCAGUCAACGUCAGGAACCGGUACAUCUAUGUGGCCCAGCCAGCGCUGAGCAGAGUCCUUGUGAUUGAUGUUCAAGCCCAGAAAGUCCUACAGUCCAUAGGUGUGGACCCUCUGCCGGCUAAGCUGUCCUAUGACAAGUCGCAUGACCAAGUGUGGGUCCUGAGCUGGGGGGACAAGCAACAGUCCCAGCCAAGCCUCCAGGUAAUCACAGAGGCCAGCGCCGGCCGGGGCGAGCACCUCAUCCGAACACCCUUUGCGGGAGUGGGAGAUUUCUUCAUCCCCCCAACAAACCUCGUUGUCAACCACAUCAGGUUCGGCUUCAUCUUCAACAAGUCUGCCCCUGCGGUCCACAAGGUGGACCUGGAGACCCUGCUGCCCCUGAAGACCAUCGGCCUGCAGCGCUUCGGCUGCGUGCCCCAGGCCAUGGCGCACACCCACCUGGGCGGCUACUUCUUCGUGCAGUGCCGGCGGGACGCGCGCCGCUCCACCGCGCCGCAGCUGCUCAUCGACGGCGUCACGGACUCCGUGCUGGGCCCCAACGGCAACGUCUCGGGCGCCCCGCACGUGUCCCCCGACGGGCGGUUCAUCGUCAGCGCCUCGCCCGGCGGCGCCCGGCUGCACGUGCAGGAGGUCUCGGCGCGGGGCGAGAUCCGGAGCCUGUACGAGGUGCGGGCCGACCGGGGCGUCGCCGAGCUGGCCUUCCAGCGCUCCUCCACCGAGGGCGGUCAGUACGACGUCUACGCCACGCUGGAGCCCGGGCCCGCGCUGCUCUUCCUGCAGCUGUCCUCGGGCAGGGUGGGCGCGGUGAAGGCCGACGUCGGCAAGCCGCCCGCGGGGCCCGCCCGGGCCUGGGCGCGGCCGCGCGGCCUCCUGCGGGACAGCGGGCUCUUCGGACAGUACCUGCUCGCGCCGGCCCGGGAGUCGCUGCUGCUGAUCAACGGGAGACGGAACGCGCUGCGCUGCGAGGUGCCCGGCGUGAAGGGCGCCGCCGCGGCCGUGUGGGUGGGCGAGGUAUGA